CACACUCUCAACACAGCGCGCGCGCACACACACACACACACACACUCUCUUGUAAACACUCAGCUCCACCUGCUGCGCUCAGCUCCCUCCGCCUCGGUUCAGCUCUUUUCUCGCCGGUUUGCUCCUCUAAUUGAAGAGGUGGUUGCUAAGAGAUGACAGUGGGUGACAUUGGUGAAAGCCUCAGAUGUACGGCAGUCUGAAGCCGGAGUUCUGCCGGAUCUGUCUGCUCCACGCCUCCGCCCGUACCCGGCUGGUCUGAGGAACGCACGCGCUCGCCGGGCGCCAUGGAAGCUUUCGGCAGUCCGUCCCUCAACGGCACGGCGGCCCGGACGGCACGGCAGAGUGCCGAGGCGUGCCGGUGGAAGAGGGACCACAAAGGUCAGGCGGGGGACUUGGAUCCGGACACCAUCCAGGAGAAAACCCACGAAUUCUUCCAGAUGUGCGACAUCGAGAGCAAGGGCUUCAUCACCCGACGUGACAUGCAGAGGCUGAAUGGGGAGAUUCCUCUCAGCGCGGACGAGUUGGAGAACGUGUUCGAUACCCUGGACUCGGAUGGCAAUGGGUACCUCACCCUGGACGAGUUCUCUUCAGGCUUCAGUGAGUUUUUGUUCGGACGGAGGGUGUCGGCAGUGGAAGGCCCAGUGCAGAAACUCCCGAGUCAGAGUCUGCCGGAGGUUCUGUAUCAGACGCAGUGGGAGGAGAGCCUGGCGAAAGGAGAGGAGGAUGAGGAGGAAAAGCACUUCAGCAUGCUCAUGGAGAGCCUGGGAGCCAACAGCGUCUUUGAAGACCGCGCCGAGGUGCACCGUCUGUGGGCCCAGCUGCGCCGCGACGAGCCGCACCUCCUGUCCAACUUCGAGGACUUCCUGGCCAGAGUGACGUCCCAGAUUAGAGAAGCCAACCGGGAGAAGAAGGAGAUGGAGAGCGCUCUGAAAAGGAAGGCGGCGACUCAUGACGACGAGAUCCAGCGCCUGUACGAGGAAAUGGAACAGCAAAUAAAAAAUGAAAAGGACCGGAUCGUGCUGCAGGAUUAUGAGCGAUAUCUAACUCGCAGUCAGGAUUUGGAGCUGCAGCUGUCCAGCAAGCAGAAGGAGCUGGAGCAGCUUUUCCAGAGACAGAAAUCGCUGGAGUUUCAGUGCCAGGAGCUUCACAGCGAACAGCAUGUGACCAAAGUGGAGAACGUGAAGCUGAAGCAGACAAAUGAGGAGCUGGCGCAGGAGCUGGAGCACACCAGCCAGGAGCUGCUCCUCGCCCAGGAGCAGCUCAGCCUACUGCAGGAGCAGUCCACACGGCUGCACGAGGACAAGGAGAUGGAAAUCUACCGGCUGACGGAGGGGCUGCAGCGAGAGCGAGCGUGCCUCCUGAAGCAGCUCGACCUGCUGAGAGAAAUGAACAAACACUUACGGGAUGAAAGGGACAUGAGCUACCAGAAACCCAAAAUCCCACCAAGUUUGAAGCAGAGACCUUUUAUUGGUGCUGUGAAGCUCUCAAACACGAGUAUCUUCAAAAGUGAGGAUGAGGAGGAGCUGAGCCCCGUCUUCGUGCGGCAGAGCCUCGCCAACGGCCCGUCGCAGCCGUCUCACUCGGCGGCGUCCAGAGGCCACCUCCAGAGGAUCAUCUCCAUCGAGGAGGACCACCUCCCCCACCUGCUCGGCGACUGCCACGCCCAGAGCCCCCUGCCGGAGUGUGACGAGAACGCUCACUCCAGAGGGAGCGAGGCGGAGAGCGAGACGCCAACGUCUCCCAGAGGUCAGCCCGUGGGCAAGGAGACCAGCAUCAAUGAGGAAAGCAGUCCGCCGGCUCCCGACCGCCUGUUCAAGAUCGUGCUGGUUGGGAACUCCAGUGUGGGAAAGACCUCCCUGCUGCGCCGCUUCUGUGACGACAGCUUCCACUCGGGCACCUCUGCCACUGUGGGUAUAGAUUACAGCGUAAAGACGAUAUCGGUGGACAACAGCCAGGUGGCGCUGCAGUUGUGGGAUACAGCUGGACAAGAAAGGUAUCGAAGCAUCACCAAGCAGUUCUUCCGUAAGGCUGACGGUGUGGCUGUGAUGUACGAUAUCACCGACGAGCAGAGCUUCACCGCUGUCAGACAGUGGCUGUCCAGUGUCAAAGAAGGUGCGGGAGACGACAUUCCCGUCAUGCUGCUGGGAAACAAAACCGACAAGGAGAUUGAAAGACAAGUUGAGAAGGAACUGGGCGAAAGACUAGCUAAGGACUGCCAGAUGACCUUCUAUGAAUGCAGUGCGCGCUCCGGACACAACGUGGUGGACUCCAUGCUACAUUUAGCCAGGAUCCUGAAAGAGCAAGAGGACCGAGAGAAGGAGAAGACAGUCCAGCUGGUCAACGGCUCGUCAGAGAAGAAGAAGUCCUGCUGCUAACACACACACACACACACUCGGGGUGUUACCGCACGGUGCCAGUGAGGACACAUUAUUCUGACUGUCAGCACAGCCGUUUCUCACUCCGUCUUUGAAUGUGAAGCACUUUGAGCACGCCACAAAAGGAAAGAAGGAAAAAAAAAAACCUUAUUGUCACAUUGCUGCACUACUUUAAUAAUGAUCUCCCAAGACACCCGUGA
Molecule: messenger RNA, 2575 nt
Organism: Salarias fasciatus (jewelled blenny)
Lineage: Eukaryota; Metazoa; Chordata; Actinopteri; Blenniiformes; Blenniidae
Gene: cracr2aa
Product: calcium release activated channel regulator 2Aa
Exons: 18
Coding region: 285-2375 (696 amino acids)
Molecular function (GO): GTP binding; GTPase activity; calcium ion binding
Source: RefSeq, a predicted model, not a curated record